AUGCACAUAGCGCUACUUGGAAGAUCUGUCCGCUGUAUGUGGCAUUCCGUGCUGCCGCCAAAUAAUUCUGCGCCGAUCACCAGUGAGGACGCUGAGUGCCGCUUUGAGCUGCUCACCCCGAACGGCAGUCUUCUAUAUGCAGGGCGAGCGACGGGAACGUCUUACUCGUAUGCGUCGUCAGCUGGAGGAUUUCAAGGUCUGCUGCACGAGGUCAUUAUACCUGAUGUGAUUCCGUCCGGCGAGGACCUUGCAGGCAAACAGUCAGGGUUUAGACUGAAAUACCAGUGCCGUGAUGCUAGCUCUCCACCGUUCGACGAAUACAGGGAAAUAAUUGAACUAUUCAGUCGCAGAACUCAUGGGAAUCGUUCUGCUAUUGCUCUCGUUGCCGACAUGGGAGUUUUGGAGUCCGAGGAUACGAUGGCAUCCAUGAAGACAACAUUAGACCUGGGUGAUGUUAACUUGGCGAUGGUUGUGCACAGCGGUGAUAUCAGCUAUGCCGACGAUCGCCUAAGCUCUAGCAACUGGCAAGUUUGGGUGGAGUUCCUCCGCCGCUUGCAGCCUAUUCCUCAGCAUGUGCUCUACAUGACCGCACCGGGCAAUCACGAAGCACAGUUCAACUUCACGGCCUAUCACAACUGGUUUCACAUGCCGCAUGCCCAGUCAAACUCCUCCUCGCCGGACUACUAUUCGUUUGAUUAUCUCGGCGUGCACUUUUCCAUGAUCUCAACGGAAAUGGAUUUCCAGAAGGGCUCCAUGCAGCAUGAUUGGUUGGAGGCCGACAUGAAGAAGGCCAAUAUGAACCGCGACGCUGUCCCGUGGCUGGUGGUGAGUGGUCACAGGCCGCUCUACUGUAGCUCGAUUCUCUCGGAGAAGCGCUGCAGGCUCGAAGCACCCGUCUAUCGAAGCUACAUUGAAGAUCUGUUACUGGAUAACCAGGUCGACGUCUACUUGGCUGGACACAACCACCAGUACGAGAGGUCGUAUCCCAUGUACGACGGCGUGGCAGUUCAGCAGGACUUCAUCAACCCGCGCGCGCCAGUCUACAUUGUAAACGGGGGUGCGGGCAAUAUAGAGGGUAACGACCACACGUUUCUGCCGAGCAUGGCAGUGCCGUGGAGAGCUGCACACGGCACUCACCACACGGGUUGGAUGACUAUGAUCCCUACAAACAGUAAGCUCUCCUUCUUCUACACGGAAAGUAGAAGUAAUGAAAUUGUUGAUAAAUUUGAGAUCGUAAGAACUCACUAA
Molecule: messenger RNA, 1248 nt
Organism: Sycon ciliatum
Lineage: Eukaryota; Metazoa; Porifera; Calcarea; Leucosolenida; Sycettidae
Product: acid phosphatase type 7-like
Exons: 1
Coding region: 1-1248 (415 amino acids)
Molecular function (GO): hydrolase activity
Source: RefSeq, a predicted model, not a curated record